AUGGACAGUACGCUCCGCAACAUUCACGCUGCGGCGACCCCCACGUUCACGACUGCCGUUCGGCGCUCGGCCAGACCGCGAUCAAUCCCCACCACUCGCCAAGAACACACCGACCGCACUACGUCUUGCGCUCGCGCUCCCUCCAACGAGGUCGAGCGGGCCAACUCACACCACAACCGUGAUUCCCAACUCAGCGAUGCGAAGCUCCCAUGUGGAUACUCUUUCGAGACCCCUGCACCAGAGGGUCACGACGAUUUUGACGACGUUGAUAUCAAUGAACCCGAUGAUCGCUCCCCGCCUCAACAGCAAAACGCGGUUGACCACCAGGUUGUGGCAUUUUGGUUCUCCACCACCCGCCCUGUUCCUCGCUCUCAAGUCGUGGGCAUGAGCAAGGAACAACUGAACACCUUAUACCCACCUAUAAAAGCAGAAAACAACGUCCUCGCCACGCGGCACCUGGACCUUACCUGCCAGGGCGACCCCAGCAUGCGUGGCACCGAUGCAGUGGUGCGCACCCUUGCCAACAUCAUUGCAACAUUCGGGCCUCAGCGUGUUCGCGCCGACGUCGAGUCCGCAUCUCUUAACCGCCUCCUCAAUCUGGCCGCAGUCGUCGAGCAGCAGGUCGAAACCCCAGAAAUCUGCAGCCACACGCGGACCCGCACCCUCGUGCUCCACCCGCGCCAAGCUGCAGAGUACCUGAGGCGCCAGCGGCCUGCUUGUCCCGGUGCAUUCCCACCCGCCCUUGUCGACUGCGAGGAAGCUGCGAAGCAAGGAGCUCUCCUGCACACCGGCUAUGUCCGUGACCUGCUCGAAUUCGUUCAGCGUCACGACUUGGUCCUUGUGUACGAGAACCAGUUUGUCAGCGCUUCUGAUAAUGUCACGUUUGCUGCCGACGAGACGCAUGUGGUCCUCGACACACGCUCGGCAGCCGACGCGCACGUCCUACACAAAAUACGCACCCUUGCCAGGAGACGGCACGGCACCGACUUCGCUCAUCCAGACUCAGGCUUCGACCUAGUCAACCCACAGCCCUGGCGAGCGUCGUCUGUCCAGCUUGACGGUGCUGCGCGCAUCGCUGCUGUCACGGCCACGCUCCGCCGAACCUCACCGCCGACGACCGUACCGGCCGAGGCACUCCCCUUCAACAAGGAUGCCUCGCUUCACGUUAUCCGUCAACUGGGCACCAAGCUCCAGCACCGGGUCCUUGCGAUGCCGCGCUCCACAUCCGCAGACCUCACUGCCGCGACCACCUUGGCGGAGCGCUUCUGGGAGCAGGAUGAGCCUGGUCGUCGCCUCCUUUGUCAACCGCGGAUCGACACCGACGAGCGCGAGGAGAAGUACCCGUCGAGGCGCCCGGAGAGCACCGCCCACAAGACUCGACCUCCCGACGUCGAUUGCCAGGCCGAUGUUUCCAUGCGCGACCUGACAUCAUUGAUUGGGUACCUCGACACCAUUGGUGCUCGGGCAGCGGUGGCGGGCAUCCCGGUGCGUGCGUUCAUCGAGCGCGCACCACUCGACGAGCUCGUCGGUGCGGCCCCGGUCUUUGCGAGCAAGGUCUGCACGCCGACCAUCUCGUGCAGCUUCAAGACCCGCUCGUUCGCACUCACCCUCGGCCAGGCUGUCGACUACCUUGGCCGCCGUCCCCCCCUGCGCCAUGGCGCCCUUACACCCGCACUCUUUGAGGACUUCCAGUCGGACAAGCUCCAGCUCGCCGUCAAGAGCGGACUUGUCCUUGUCUUCGAGAACGGGUACGGCCGCCCAGGUGCCAGCGCUCCCUUCUCGGCGAAUUCGACUCUGGUGGUCGUCGACGGCCGCACGCGCGAGUCGCACGCCGACCUCGACGCCCUCCACCGUCUCGCCAUUCGCUGCACGGGCAAGAACUUUGGCCACACCACAUCGCGAACAAUGUUCGCCAACCCCAACCCCGCGGGAGCCACCACUGCCCAGCUCAAGGCCGCUGGUAACCUCUACCAGGUCGUCAGCAAGGUCCGCCGCUCGGCCCUCCCCCUCGGCGGUUCAGCCGUCGCGGCCCCCUUUAACCGCGACGGCUCGCUCCACAUUGUUCGCCAGCUUGGCCAAGCCUUUCUCGACCGUGUGCGCGCGAUGGCGGCCAACACGGCGCGCUCGACCACUCGCUCCGUGGCGGUCACCGAGGACCUCGCUCUGGGCGGCAAAACCAUCAAGGCCGAGUAUCGCGCCUGGUCGGGAACGCCCGAGGCUUGCCGCCAGAUCCUCCGCGACUCCUCCUCCUCCUCUGCCCCCCCCCCCCCCCCCCCCCCCCCCGAGUCGGUCAUCCCGGGGCACCAGUACGCCGCCGUUCUCGAGGCGUUCGGCAGGCUCUACCCCAAACGGGGUGGAUGCCUGUUCACCCUCCUCGCCGGCGUCAUCCCUUCCGCCGUCCCCACCUUCUCCUCGGUCGUCUGGACGAUCAAGCUCGACGGUGUCGUGUACAACUCGUACAUGCACACCUCGGACUCGUUCUCGCCAGCGACCUUGGCCCUCGCUCCUCGUCUACGUCUCGACCCCGCCGUCGCCCGUAUGGCGCUCCUCCGCCUUGGGCGCACCUUUGCCGACAUUACCGUCAGCAACGAGGUGUCAAGGCCCGAGCCCAACUCGGUUAGGGUCCGACGCGAGUACCUCGAGCUCCCCUCGAUCUCGCGGUACUUCGUCACUGCCUUCCGCACCCUCGGCCACCGUCCAGACACCUGGUCCGCAGUUGGCCUCGACACCAGGCUUCCCCAGCUGGCCAAGCACUGCGGUGUUGUUCAAGACCAGCUCGACAAGCUGUGGCUUAUGUCGCAGAGGCUGGCAUGUGUCGAGGGACUGUACACUUGCCCCCAUCAGCUUGUUGUCACAGAGGCCGAAGACGAAGUACGAGCGCUGGCCACGGGCGCGGGGACGAUCUUGCGGCCGAGGAAGAACACGCCCUCGGAAUUGAAUGGAACAGACUGA
Molecule: messenger RNA, 2952 nt
Organism: Apiotrichum porosum
Lineage: Eukaryota; Fungi; Basidiomycota; Tremellomycetes; Trichosporonales; Trichosporonaceae
Exons: 9
Coding region: 1-2952 (983 amino acids)
Source: RefSeq, a predicted model, not a curated record